Molecule: messenger RNA, 1343 nt
Organism: Rhea pennata
Lineage: Eukaryota; Metazoa; Chordata; Aves; Rheiformes; Rheidae
Product: acyl-coenzyme A thioesterase THEM4-like
Exons: 7
Coding region: 283-1011 (242 amino acids)
Source: RefSeq, a predicted model, not a curated record
GUCACGGGGGGAGGGGCGUGAGCGUGACGUCAGGACGCUCCCUCGCGGCGCCGGAACCGGCCUCGCGGGCCCGGUGAGCGGGAGUGACGUCACUGCUGGCAGAGUGACGUCAGCCGCAGGCCCAGCCCAGCGGCGUCACCGCCGGGAAUCGGGAGUGACGUCAGCGCCCCGGCGUGACGACAUCACGGCCGCGGAGCGCCGACAUCAGCGCCCCGGAGCGACGACGUCACCGUCGCGGAGCGACAUCGCGGCGCCGGAGCGACGGCGUCGGCAGCCGGAGCCAUGUGGAGGCGGUGCGGGGCGCUGGCGAGGGCGCUGGCCUCCCGCGGGCGCCGGGGCCUCGCUCCCGGCGCCGCUAAGGGGGCCGGGCCCUGCCCGCCGCACGGUGCCGCGGCCCUGUGCUCACAGCUGGAGCUGCCGAAGGAUUACGCCCUGCCCAACGCCAGCUGGAGCCAAGACAUGCUGGACUUAUACAACAGGUUCCUGGAGAUGACCAAGGACGGGCCGUGGAAGAGGAUUCCCUCCUACAACAACAUCCUCGAUCACAUCCCAGAGUCGAUGAAGCUGGUGCAUAAGAAGAGCAAGGGCACGCGCCUCUUCCUUCGCAGCAUCGACGCCGAAGGCGCGGGCUUCGAGUACGUGAUGUUCCUCAACACCUUGGAGAAAAGGGUCGUGUGCCUGUUCCAGCCUGGCUCCUACCUGGAGGGGCAUCCAGGCUUCGCCCACGGCGGCUCCAUCGCCACCAUCAUCGACAGCACGAUAGGGAGCUGUGCCAUCUUCGUGGCGGGCAGGGUGAUGACGGCCAACCUGAGCAUCAACUACGUGAACCCCGUCCCGCUCGGCUCCGUGGUGCUCGUGGACAGCAAGGUGGACAGAGUGGAGGGCCGGAAAGUCUUCCUGUCCUGUAAAGUGCAGAGCGUUGACGGCAGCACCCUUCACGCGGAGGCGACGGCUCUCUUUAUCCAGCUGGAUGCCACCAAGUCCCAAAAGCAGCAGGCCAGUUGCCAGUAGGCUCCGCCAGCCCGGAGGCAGCUCCGGGCCCCCGAACGCCGCCCCCACCCCGAGAUCCGCCCCGCUCCGUCGCCGCGGUCCCGUGUCUCCGGGUGAAGGCACGCACCCGCCGCCGCCGCCGAGACGCUUCUCCCGGCCUCCCCGCAGCGCUUCUCCCUCACUCCUGACCGGAUCCGGUUCCCCGCGCGACCCCUCGUCCCUGCCGCUGGGACCAGCAUCCUCCCAGCGCGAUGGAGGCAGCUUGGGAGCAGCCAGGAAAACCCGUUUCGGAUGGGAAUUGGAGGGAGGUGCCCGUAAAUGUGUCGGCCCUGUGCCUCGUUUUCCCUGCAGUG